AAAUAGUAUUUUGGAGUCAAUAGAAUUCAUUCGUUGUUUCAUCCUCUGAUAAGUUGAAUCUUUGCUACAAUUUUUUCAGUGAACGAUCAAAAUGAAGUCGAGUAUCGUAUUUUGCAUUGUUUUGGCAGUAGUUGUGCCAAUUUUCGGUGCUCCAAACUCAAAGGAUGGAAACACAAAACGUUAUCACAUGGAACCAUUUUUUAAGACCAACUGGUACCGCUCGAUGGCAUUUUGUCAUAAUAUGGGCAUGCGUUUGAUUAGCAUUCAAUCGGAAGAAGAACAAGAAAAGAUUGUGAACAUUAUCAACGAAGCCGGUCACCAUGAUGAGAGUUUCUGGAUGGCAGCUACAAAUUUGGGCGAUACAAUUUUCUAUUGGUUUGACACGGGCAAAAAAAUAUCAUUCAAGAAUUGGGCUCGCGGUGAACCAGAUAAUGAUCGAAGACAAUGCAUUGCUUUAUAUAACGAAAAAGAACUUCUUUGGAAUGAUAUCGAUUGCAAUGAACAACAUCGCAUUAUCUGCGAAGAAGACAUUAAAACCAAUUCCAUUUAAUUUAAUCCAUUUUGUAGAUACUGUACUGCACAAGAAAAUAUUAAAAGAUAAAAUUAAAUUGCA
Molecule: messenger RNA, 613 nt
Organism: Contarinia nasturtii (swede midge)
Lineage: Eukaryota; Metazoa; Arthropoda; Insecta; Diptera; Cecidomyiidae
Product: lectin subunit alpha-like
Exons: 4
Coding region: 92-550 (152 amino acids)
Biological process (GO): biological process involved in interspecies interaction between organisms
Cellular component (GO): external side of plasma membrane
Molecular function (GO): carbohydrate binding
Source: RefSeq, a predicted model, not a curated record